Molecule: messenger RNA, 1287 nt
Organism: Andrographis paniculata
Lineage: Eukaryota; Viridiplantae; Streptophyta; Magnoliopsida; Lamiales; Acanthaceae
Exons: 9
Coding region: 206-916 (236 amino acids)
Molecular function (GO): S-adenosylmethionine-dependent methyltransferase activity
Source: RefSeq, a predicted model, not a curated record
AUGAUCGAUCUCCACGCAUGCUCCUCGCCACAUUGAUCAAUCUGAAUUUGAUGCGACAAAAUACUAUAAAAAUAACAAUGAAGUAACUGGAAUUGUGCAUCGAGUGGAAGACGGAGAGUGAGAUUGGAGUUUGUGAGCCUCAAGACGAACGAACGAAUCACCGGAGUGCAUUGCAGCCGAACCAAGCCAAGCAAGCAAAUUGAAGAUGACCGCAGGAAAUCAGCCGCCGGCAAGCAGCAGCCACACCCAGGCUUACGGAGAAGCGUCGUACUGGGACAACCGCUACGCUCUGGAUCCCUCCACCUUCGAUUGGUAUCAGAAGUACCCUUCCCUCGCCCCUCUCAUCCGCCUCUACGUUCCUCCUAACGACCGCGUUCUCAUCGUCGGCUGCGGUAAUUCUGCCUUCAGCAAAUGCAUGGUUGAUGAUGAAUACCUUGAAGUCGUUAAUAUUGAUAUCUCCUCGGUGGUCAUUGAUGCAAUGCAAAAAAAGUAUUCUGCCUGCUCCGAGCUCAAAUAUAUGAAAAUGGAUGUCCGAGAUAUGAGUGCCUUUGACAAAGGAUCUUUUGGUGCUGUUAUUGAUAAAGGAACGCUGGACUCUCUUUUGUGUGGACAAAACUCACGGCAAAAUGCAGCUAAGAUGCUUGAGGAAGUCUGGAGGGUCCUCAAGGAUAAAGGAGUAUAUAUUCUGGUUACGUAUGGAUCGCCUGUUUAUCGAUUACCCUUACUGAAAGACUUGCCAUGGACAACUAAGCUGCAUGUGAUAGAAAAGCUUCCAUCGGGAAAUAGUUCACAUCAGAUCACCAGGGAUCUCACCUCUCCCAUUGCUUUAGAUGUGAAUGGAACCUCUGCAGAAACUAUCGCAGGGGUGAAGGCUGAUGUUCACUAUAUCUACGUAUGCAUUAAGGACAAUGAGUGAAAUACAAGCACCAGAGGAAAGAGUAUAAGAUUGGUUAGCUUCAGCAAUGCGCACUAGGGUACACUACAGCCAUUGAACUGCCAGUGAAUUUGUUUAAGCAUUAUUGAUAGCAUAGCAUACGACCCGCUGGUUUCGUUUGGUGUGCUGCAUAAUAGGGAAAAAAAAGAACUUGUGAACACUGUGGAAGUUUACUCAAGGCCUCAACGAGCGGAGCUUUGACUUUGAUAUGUUACUACGUACUUCUUCGGAAACAUUCUCUACAAUUUCAUGUUGAAUAUUCUCACUCACAUAGCUGGCAGUUUAGACUGAUAAUAACCAAACGAAAUAUAAGCAAAAUCUACAUGCUUGAAAAGUUUGCCUUUAUUCUUUAA